AUGUCAUUAUUACAAACAUCAUCGCACCCAGAUUGCCUCCCCGCGCCCCGGGUCGUCAUCACAAAUCUCAUCAACUCCCUCACAUCGGCCUCUCUCCCGCCACCGUCGCCAAACACGGUCACAACAGACGGCGCGCAAAACCCGCUCAGGUCGCUGCCGCAGUCCCACCGCACACUUCUUGCCACCCUCCACGUCCUCUUUCCAUCACUAGUGCUCCCGGCGCUGGACCUUCUGGACCGCAACCUCGUCACGCGCGUGGUGCCGGAACCGGCUUCGCCCAGCGGGCGCGGGCGCGGGGGGGACGACCCCGCCGACCCCGCACCCGCUCACCACCGCCGCUCGCCCGAGCGCGCCCACAACGCUGGCGCCGCCGAUGCACAACGGCCCUCAACACCCCUCUCUUCUCAAGACUCUCCGCAUCCCCAAAAAGUGCCCCGAUCGUCUUCGGCGGCAUUCCACCUCGUCCGUUCCUUGGCUUCGACAAUGACCCGCCGAAACUACGCCGUUGCGACGUCAGCUUCGGCUUCAACGACGUACCUCGUCCGGCUCGACGCCUGGAAUUGCACGUGCGCCAACUUUGCCUUCGAAGCAUUUCCUGCUAGCGCUGCUAUAGCGGGAGAUGUCUUCGAGGAUGAGAUCAAGGGCGCCGAUGCGGAUGAUGACUCCAACGAGGGCGGAAUGGGCGGAAUGGGCGGCUGGCAGUUUGGAGGACUAAGUCUGGAUGGAAUAGAUAGCGGCGAUGUGCCGUGCUGCAAGCACUUGCUUGCUUGUCUGCUAUCUGAGCAGUGGGGAGAUGAGCUGGGAAAAUAUGUCACCGAGAAGAGAGUCAGUAGGGAGGAGAUGGCGGGGUUGGUUUCCGAGACCUAG
Messenger RNA from Colletotrichum graminicola M1.001, 867 nucleotides. RefSeq lists its product as uncharacterized. The transcript has a single exon. Gene Ontology annotation, cellular component: Shu complex. Gene Ontology annotation, biological process: double-strand break repair via homologous recombination. NCBI's taxonomy places the organism in Eukaryota, Fungi, Ascomycota, Sordariomycetes, Glomerellales, Glomerellaceae. The record is from RefSeq and is a predicted model, not a curated record. The coding region runs from base 1 to 867 and encodes 288 amino acids.